UUCGUUGCACUUAAUCGGAUUCCCCGAGCUGCCGUGCGGAGGGGUGGGAGUUAGAACCAAGUCCAUCUGUAAUGUUCGCUUCAAAAUCCAGUUCUGUAUCCCCUUCUCCGUCCAUGGAGCAGGCAGACUCAGAUGCUCUGGACAUCAGCACCAAAGUGCAGCUGUACGGCGUGCUCUGGAAGAGACCCUUCGGCAGGCAGUCGGCCAAAUGGUCCAGGAGGUUCUUCAUCAUUAAGGAAAGCUUCCUGCUCUACUAUGCUGAGAGUGAGAAGAAGAGCUUUGAAAGCAAUAAAUACUUCAACAUCCACCCCAAGGGUGUCAUACCCCUGGGAGGCUGCAUCGUGGAGCCCAAAGAAGAGCCCAACAUGCCUUUUGCCAUAAAGAUCUCUCAUGAAGACUUCCAUGGUAACAUUGUUCUAGCAGCCGAAUCAGAGUUUGAGCAGGCUCAGUGGCUGGAGAUGCUACAGGAGUCUGGAAAAGUGACCUGGAAGAAUGCCCAGCUGGGAGAAGCCAUGAUCGAGAGCCUGGAAGCCCAAGGACUGCAGCUGGCCAAGGAGAAACAGGAGUAUUUAGAUAAGCUAAUGGAAGAAACAGAAGAGCUGUGUCUGCAGAGGGAGCAAAAAGAGGAGCUUGAGCGUCUGAACCAGGUCCUGGAAGCAGAGAAGCACCGGUUUGAAGAGGUGGUACGGGAGCUGCGGCUGGAGCAGGAACAGAUCAGGCGGGAGCUAGAGCUCACAGCCCGCUCCCUUAAAGGAGUGGAGGAAGAAAAGAAAGAGCUGCGAAGCCUCACACAGUCCUUACAGAAAACCCUAGAGGAGCUCUCCCUGGAAAAGCAGCAAAUGCUGGAGAUGCUGGAAGAAAAUGAGAGCCAGCUCCCACCUCCAACCAGCCCCAGCAAGGAGCAAAGCCCCAUCUGGGGACUGCACUGCAGCCUGCAGCAGAUUGAAGAGAAGAUGCAACAACUUCUGGAGGAGAAACUCCUGGCAGAGAAGAGGAUGAAGGAGAAUGAGGAGCGGUCCCGAGCACUGGAGGAGGAGAGGGAGUUUUACUCUUCCCAGUCGCAAGCGCUGCAGAACUCGCUCUCCGAGCUGACCGCGGAGAAGCAGCAGACGGAGAGAGACCUCAAGGCUGAGGUGAAGGUACGCAUGGAUCUGGAGAAGAGACUAAGGGAAGCUGAGGAAGCAUUGCAGAGCUUGGAGCAAGGCUUAAAUUCUCUGGAUUGCAACAAGGAGAAAGAGGAGAAGAUGAAGGCAGAUGUCAGUAACUUGAGAAAGUUCUUUGAAGAGUGCAUCCGCAAUGCCGAGCUGGAGGCCAAGAUGCCAGUCAUCAUGAAGAAUUCUGUGUACAUCCAUAAGGCUGCCACUCGGCGCAUAAAGAGCUGCCGCUUCCACCGCCGGAGAGCCAGUGCUUCGUGGAAUGACCUGAAGCAGUCCCAGUCCUUCAUCUUCUCGCACGCAGAAGCUGAAAACAUUGAGGAGCUGAAAGAAACAGCCAAAAGACUGAGCCGGGACCAGCACUUCAGGGAGACUCUCUACCAAAUCAUGAGGAAAUGGCUCACUGCACACCCCCAGUUAAUCAGCACUUCGGUGGGGCACGUUUCGUGGCACAUUUCCUGAAGACCGCAACAAGCCCAGCCUCCCAAGCACAGGCAAGAAUAUCAAACACGGGGCAAUCUCUUGAUACUAUGUUAUUUCAAGCAAAUGGUAGCAACAAAAGGUGAAGACAACCUGAGGAUGCUGUGGAUUUGGCUCCAAGGAGGAUCAU
This is a messenger RNA of Egretta garzetta (little egret), 1764 nucleotides long. RefSeq names its product pleckstrin homology and coiled-coil domain containing D1 (gene PLEKHD1). The transcript has 14 exons. Bases 72 to 1616 code for a protein of 514 amino acids. Lineage: Eukaryota; Metazoa; Chordata; Aves; Pelecaniformes; Ardeidae. The record is from RefSeq and is a predicted model, not a curated record.